Messenger RNA from Lolium perenne, 1697 nucleotides. RefSeq names its product cis-zeatin O-glucosyltransferase 1. The record is from RefSeq and is a predicted model, not a curated record. Gene Ontology annotation, molecular function: UDP-glycosyltransferase activity. Lineage: Eukaryota; Viridiplantae; Streptophyta; Magnoliopsida; Poales; Poaceae.
AGAAGUAAGAGAUCUCUGUUCCUCGUCGAUCAUAUAUAGCGCCUAUCAGUGGAACUAGGCGUACAAGUAGAAGUGCAGUGCACGAACCCAGAAACAAUGGCGACGGAAUCGGUGGCCUUCGUCGCGGUGCCGUUCCCUGCGCAGGGCCAUCUGAACCAGCUCAUGGACCUGUCCCUGCUGGCCGUGUCGCGGGGGCUCUCGGUGCACUACGCGGCGCCGGCCGCGCACGUCCGGCAGGCGCGGUCGCGCGUGCACGGCUGGGACGCCAAGGCCCUCGGCUCCGUCCACUUCCACGACCUCGACGUCUCCUCCUUCGAGUCCCCGGCGCCCGACCCGACCGCCGUGUCUCCCUUCCCCAGCCACCUGAUCCCCAUGUUCGAGGCCUUCACCGCCGGCGCGCGCGCCCCUCUGGCCGUCCUCCUCGCGAGCCUCUCGGCCACCCACCGCCGCGUGGUGGUCGUGUACGACAACAUCAACUACUUCGCCGCGCUGGAGGCGGCGCGGCUGGGCAACGGCGAGGCGUACGGGCUGCAGUGCGUGGCCAUGUCGUACAACGUCGCGUGGCUGAGCGCAGGGCCCGGGCACCAGCUCCUCCGCGACCACGGCCUCCAGGCCCUCCCCUUCGACGCGCCCAUGUCCAAGGAGUUCAUGGAGUACAUGUACCGGGCAACGGCCGAGGCGCGGGAAGAUGGAGGCGCCGCCAGGGCCGGGCUCGUCAUCAACACUUGCCGCGUGCUGGAGGCCGAGUUCAUCGACGCCAUCCCGGAGCACCCGGAGUACAAGGGCCAGAAGCUCUUCCCGGUCGGGCCACUGAACCCGUUGCUGGUGGACGACGCGGUGCCGGGGAGGACGCGGCACGAGUGCAUGGACUGGCUCGACGCGCAGCCUCCGGCGUCGGUGCUCUACGUGUCCUUCGGAACCACGUCGUCUCUCCGGGGAGAGCAGAUCGCGGAGAUGGCCGCGGCGCUAAAGGGAAGCAAGCAGAGGUUUAUCUGGGUGCUGCGCGACGCCGACCGCGCCGACAUUUUCGCGGACUCCGGCGAGAGCCGGCACGACAAGCUGCUGUGCGAGUUCACUAAAGAAACCGAGGGGACGGGGCUGGUGAUCACCGGGUGGGCGCCGCAGCUGGAGAUCCUCGCGCACGGCGCCACUGCGGCGUUCAUGAGCCACUGCGGCUGGAACUCCGCCCUGGAGAGCCUGAGCCACGGCAAGCCGAUGCUCGCGUGGCCGAUGCACUCCGACCAGCCCUGGAACGCGGAGCUUCUCUGCAAGUACCUUAGGGUCGCCAUCCUCGUCAGGCCGUGGGAGAAGCACAGCGAGGUGGUGCCGGCGGAGGCCAUCCAGAAGCUGAUCGAGGAGGCGAUGCUCUCAGAGAAUGGGAUGGCGGUGCGGCAGCGGGCGAAGGUGCUCGGUGACGCCAUCCGUGCCUCUAUGGCGGAAGGCGGCUCCUCCAGAAAUGGCCUCGACGACUUCAUUGCUUACAUCACCAGGUGAUUGAAGAGGUUUUAGUUACCGAAUGCCCUCGCUCACCCAGGAGUAGUUGUUUUCAAAACACUGGUAGUACUCCGUACCAAUUUUUGAUUUCGAAUUAUGUUCAAAAUAAAUUAGAUUCCAAACCAUGCAUGUAAUCUUCACACGAUGCAAACUGUAUGAUGCAAUCUACUCUAGCUUAAUUGCGGAACUGUUUGGCUACACCA